GGUGUGAGGGCUGCCCCCACUCGGGGUGCCCGCAGGGGCCGGGGGUUCGCAGCGGCCUUGGGGUGUGAGUGCACCGGGGGCUGGGCCCACCUGCCGAGGUGGGGAGCCGUACGGCAGAGGCAGGAGCGAGAGGCCCGAGCGGGGAGCAGGCGCUUGUCCUCGAUUUAUGGGACUUUGCGGAAGAGGACCUGGUUUCUGGAUCCAGAACUGAUUCCGGUGCUGCUUGAAGAAUGGAUGAUGACGAUUUUGGUGGUUUUGAGGCUGCAGAGACGUUUGGUGAUGGAAAUGGAGAAGCCCAGACGACGUCCCCUGCCAUCCCGUGGGCCGCCUUCCCCACAGUGUCUGGAGUGCACCUUGCACCUGCCGCUCCUGACAUCGGAGUGGACCGCGACUGUCCUUCCCUUGGCUGCCUCUCCCCAGAUGCCGUUGUGUCCUCAGUAGAGAACACACACGCAGAAAGUAUCCAGCCGUCAGCCCACACUCAUCUGGAUAUCUCCCUUUUCCCACUGAGUUUAACUGAUGAGAAAGGCCAUGGGACACUCACCCUUGUGGACGACUCGGAGGGGCCUGCAGCCAAUGUGUCAGACAUCCAGCUGCAGCAGAAAAUCUCAAGUCUGGAGAGUAAGCUCAAAGCGUCUGAAGAAGAAAAACUGAAAAUUAAGAAGGAUGUGGAAUCGUUGCUGGAGAAGCAUAGUGUCUUAGAAAAAGACUUCCAGAAAGAAAAGGAGCAAGAGGCUCUUUGUUUUCAAGAUAGAUACAGAGAACUUCAGGAGAAACAUAAGCAGGAGCUGGAAGACAUGAGGAAAGCGGGACACGACGCUCUCAGCAUUAUUGUGGAUGAAUACAAGGCGCUCCUACAGUCUUCAGUGAAGCAGCAAGUGGAAGCUAUCGAGAGACAGUACAUUUCUGCCAUUGAGAAGCAAGCCCAGAGGUGCGAGCAGCUGCUGAAUGCCCAGCACCAGAGGCUCCUUGAAAUGCUGGACACAGAGAAGGAACUCCUAAAGGAAAAAAUCAAGGAAGCUUUGAUUCAGCAAUCUCAAGAACAGAAGGAAAUACUGGAAAAAUGUCUGCAGGAGGAAAGACAGAAAAACAAGGAGGCGUUAGUGUCUGCCACAAAGCUUGAGAAAGAAGCUGUGAAGGAAGCAGUUUUAAAAGCCAUAGAAGAAGAAAGAAAAAGUUUGGAAAGAGUCCACGCUGAGGAAAGGGAAUUAUGGAAGACGGAGCAUGCGAAAGAUCAAGAAAAGGCAUCGGAGGCGCUUCAGACAGCCCUGCAGGAACAACGGAAAGAAAGUCAGGAAACUGUUAAGGCAGCAAUAAGAGAGGAGCAGAAGCGGAGUGAAAAGGCUGUGGAAGAGGCAGUGAGAAGAACAAGAGAGGAAUUGAUAGAAUAUGUAAAAGAACAGAAAAGGCUUGAUCAAGUCAUCCGCCAGCGAAGCCUGUCUAGUCUGGAACUGUUCCUGUCCUGCGCUCAGAAACAGUUAAGCGCCUUAAUAGCUACGGAGCCUGUGGACAUCGAGUAAGGAAGUGCACUGGCGUUACGUAAAUCGUUAGACCUCUCAAAUACAUGCUGUGAAUGAUCAAGAUGCUCUGGGUUUUUUGUUGGUUCUUUCCCCACCUCACCCCUUCCCCUGUCCCCAACAGACAUGCUCUGAACUGACUUCUAGGUCAAGGAUGCAGCUGAGCACUUAGAACUGUAACUAAUCUCACUUAAUCUCUGUUGGAUUCUCCUUUACACUAUUACUCCAUUAGCAGUGGUAGCAACAAAACGUGUGCUGUUGGCUCAAGUCAUUUCAAAGUGCCAUAUUUUCAAAAGUUGAUUAAAUGAACAUUAUAGCCGCUGGUGGUUCUGUUCUGUUUGGCUAAAGGAAUAAUGUCUUUAUCACUGCUUCAGAGUGAGUCCUGACAAGAUGCUGACAUGUAGCCACCUAUUUAUUUGAUUUGAAAAAAAGAAAAACAGCAUGGACCUUAGCAUCACUUAUUUAUCUAUGUAACUUGAUAUCAAAUGCUGAUAUGAUUCCAAAAAAGAAUCAUUCUGAAACUUCUUUUCUAUAAUGGGAUCCAUAUUUUGCUUGGUCUACACUGAAAACAGAGAUAUAAAUAAAAACAGUAAAGAUUAUUAUGUUUAACUUUGAUUUGCCUCUUAGACUAGAGGUGGUGGGUGUAAUAAAUGCUUAUUUUCUGUGCUUCAAAAAGCACUCACUUACUGCACUAUACAGAUAAUACUGCUCAGCCAUUUUUAGGCAUUCAGUUUCAAGUGUAGGACAUAUGAAACCUCUUGUCAGAGCUUCAGAAUGUUCUAGCUUCAUAAGCAGUGUGCCUCAAUUCAAAAACACCGGUAUUUUUAACAUCCGAGUUAAAUAUCAUUAACUAAGUAUGCAAAUGUCUUGUCUUAUUUUCUGAAAUGCUCCUACUUUCAUGGGCUUUGUACUUUUCUGAAACCUCUUGGUGUAAUAAAGAGCUCCAAAAUCUUA
Molecule: messenger RNA, 2471 nt
Organism: Ochotona curzoniae (black-lipped pika)
Lineage: Eukaryota; Metazoa; Chordata; Mammalia; Lagomorpha; Ochotonidae
Gene: CCDC91
Product: coiled-coil domain containing 91
Exons: 14
Coding region: 231-1520 (429 amino acids)
Biological process (GO): Golgi to lysosome transport
Cellular component (GO): trans-Golgi network
Source: RefSeq, a predicted model, not a curated record